This is a messenger RNA of Symbiodinium sp. CCMP2456, 1212 nucleotides long. The record is from the annotation of a GenBank genome assembly. Lineage: Eukaryota; Dinophyceae; Suessiales; Symbiodiniaceae.
AUGCUGCCAUGGCUCCGCGCUGACAAGCCGCAAGUGGAGAAGCAGAACAAUUCCAAGAAUGUUUGCAUGAAGCUACCGAGGUACCACAACAUCACCCAGGAAGUCAUGACGAAGAACGAGUCAAGAGCUUACACGAUAGUUCGCCUCAAGCUGAUGGCUCAUGAUAUGAUUGAAGAAAAGAUCAAAGCAGAAGCUGAGAUCGAUGAGUACGAGGAAGGCAAACUGGACCGUGACUGGUACAUGGCCGAAGAAGGUGGGGCUGCUCAGGGCAUGGACGCGAUGGACCCAGUGCAGGAGGCCGAGAAGGAAGAGAAAAAGAAGCGCCAAUUGGCUUCGGUCGCUCGGGUGAAUAUCCGGCAGCAGCAAAAAAACGAAGCCAACGAGCUUUGGGAGCUUAACAGGCUCGGGGCCAUGGGCUUGGCAGAGCGGAAGGAGGUAAACUUGGACUUCUCCAAAGAGGACGAAGAGAAGCGUGUUGCCGUGGUUGUCCGGGAUACGACGCCACCGUUCCUGGACGGCCGCAAGGUCUUCACCACACAGACAGAGGCAGUGAGUGCCGUCAAAGAUAUCACGUCCGACAUGGCUGUCUUCUGCAAGCAGGGCUCGAAGGUGGUCAGACAAGUGCGUGAGGAGCAAGACCAGAGCAAGUUCCGGCAACGUUUCUGGGAACUUGCAGGCUCCAACAUGGGCAACGUGAUGGGCGUCAAGAAGAAGACGGACACGGAUAAGCAGGAGGACGACGUUUCAGACGAUGAGUUUGACCACAAGGCCAGCAACCAGUACGGCCAAGCCUUGAAGAACCAAAAGACAGAGGCCCAGUCGGAAUUUGCGAAGACGCGGUCGAUCCAGGAGCAGAGACGAAGCCUUCCUGUCUUCAAGGUGCGGGAAGAGCUCAUCGACCUGCUGCGUGAGCACAACGUCAUGAUUUGCGUCGGCGAGACUGGAUCGGGAAAGACGACACAGCUCACUCAGUACCUGCACGAAGCUGGCUACUCGGUGAACGGCCAAAUCGGAUGCACACAGCCUCGCCGUGUUGCAGCUGUGUCCGUGGCGAAGCGCGUCGCGGACGAGAUGGGCUGUGAACUGGGCUCAAAGGUGGGCUACUCCAUUCGAUUCGAGGACUGCACCAGCGAGUCGACCAUCAUCAAGUACAUGACCGAUGGCGUGCUUCUGCGAGAAACCUUGUUUGAGCCGGACUUGGACAGAUAUUGU